Messenger RNA from Elephantulus edwardii (Cape elephant shrew), 2184 nucleotides. RefSeq names its product holocarboxylase synthetase (biotin-(proprionyl-CoA-carboxylase (ATP-hydrolysing)) ligase) (gene HLCS). The coding region runs from base 1 to 2184 and encodes 727 amino acids. NCBI's taxonomy places the organism in Eukaryota, Metazoa, Chordata, Mammalia, Macroscelidea, Macroscelididae. The transcript is spliced from 9 exons. Gene Ontology annotation, biological process: protein modification process. Gene Ontology annotation, cellular component: cytoplasm. Gene Ontology annotation, molecular function: biotin--[biotin carboxyl-carrier protein] ligase activity. The record is from RefSeq and is a predicted model, not a curated record.
AUGGAAGAUAGACUUCAGAUGGACAAUGGGCUGGUACCUCAAAAGAUCAUUUCUGUGCACUUGCAGGAAUCCACUCUGAAGGAACUUAAGGACCAGGCCUCAGUGAAGCAAGACGAGCUCAUACAGCCGAACCCUGACUCUUCUGUAGAGAUUCAGCCUGACCAGGACACGAUGGCACGUGUUGGCAAAGAGGUCCCUGAGGUUCUCGGGGAAGAGGCCAAGCAGAGCCAAGGCAGUGCCACCGGGAGAGGGCCUGCUGAGGAGAGUGACCGAGGGGCAGGCUCUGUUGAGCAUCAUCACCUCCAUCUGUCCAGCUGCCAUGAGUGUUUGGAACUUGAGAACAGCACCAUCGAGUCUGUCAAGUUCGCAUCAGCCGAGAACAUUCCAGAUCUUCCUUAUGAUUACAGCAGCAGUUUGGAGAGUGUUGCUGAUGAGACUUGCCCUGAAAGAGAAGGGAGGAGAGUCAGCAUCGCAGGCAAGACCCCCAACAUUCUGGUCUAUGUGGGCCCAGAUUCCACAGAAUCUCUCAGCAGAUGCCAGCAGGCCCGUGCCGUUCUGGCCGACUGUGUGGACUCCGACUGUUACACUGUCUACCAGCUGCUGGAGGACAGUGCCCUCCAAGACCCGUGGUCAGACAACUGCGUGCUGUUGGUCAUCGCCACCAGGGAGCCCAUUGCUCAAGUCUUACACCAGAAGGUCAUGGCCUAUCUUUCUCAGGGAGGGAAGGUGCUAAGCUUGUCUUCAUCCUUCUCAUUUGGUGGCUUCCAAGUAACACGCAAGGGGGCAGCACUGAAGACAGUUCAGAACCUGGUUUUCUCCAAGGCUGACCAGACAGAAGUGAAGCUCAGUGUCCUGAGCAGCGGGUGCAUCUAUGAGGAGGCUCCCGGGGCGCAGCCCAGCUCGGGCAGGCUCCAGGGCCAUCUGGACAACGAGGACAAGGACAGGAUGAUCGUGCAAGUGCCUUUUGGAACACGUGGAGGAGAAGCUGUUCUUUGCCAGGUACACUUAGAACUACCUCCCAGCUCACUGAUUGUACAGACUCAAGAAGAUUUUGAUUUGCUCAAAUCAAGCAAUUGCAGAAGAUAUGAAGUCCUUGAGGAGAUCCUGAGUGCGCUUGGCAUAAGCUGUGGGAUGAGACAAGCUCCUACCUUAACGCCUCUCCACUUACUGCCAGCUGCUGAGGAAACUUGGAAUCCUCUUAUGCAGUGGCUGGAGAAACAUGUGGACCCUGAAGGCGUAAUAAAGUCCAGCAAGGUCUCCCUUAAAUUUGUUCUGUCCUGCACAUCUGAUACAGAAAUCACUCCAUCAUCUUUCCCUGUUGUUACUGACUGGGAGGGCUUCUCGUCAGAAAAUUUUAACUUAGAGAUCUACCGGCAAAAUCUGAAGACAGAGCAUCUUGGAAAAAUAAUUCUGUUUGCUGAAGUGACACCCACCACAAUGAGCCUUCUGGACGGGUUGAUGUUUAAGACGCCACAGGAAAUGGGUUUAAUAGCCAUCGCAGCCCGGCAAACACAAGGCCAAGGCCGGGGAAGGAACGCUUGGCUGAGCCCCACUGGAUGUGCGCUGUCUACUCUGCUCAUCACCAUCCCUCUGAAAUCCCAGCUGGGACAGCGCAUCCCUUUUGUGCAGCAUCUUAUGUCUGUGGCCGUGGUGGAGGCUGUGAGGUCCCUCCCUGGGUACCAGGACAUCAACUUGCGAGUGAAGUGGCCCAACGAUAUCUAUUACAGUGACCUCAUGAAGCUUGGUGGUGUUCUGGUUAAUUCAACGCUGAUGGGAGAAACAUUCUAUAUACUAAUUGGCUGUGGAGUGAAUGUAACUAACAGUAACCCCACCAUAUGCAUCAAUGACCUCAUCAUAGAAUACAACAAGCAGCAUCAGACAGACCUGAAGCCCCUAAGUCCUGACCUCCUCAUCGCAAGAACUGUGACCCAGCUAGAGAAACUCAUCAGCACGUUUCAGGACAGAGGGCCCAAUGGCGUGCUUCCACUGUAUUAUAAAUAUUGGGUACACAGUGGACAGCGAGUCCGUCUGGGAAGUGCCGAGGGGCCAGAGGUGUCCGUAGUCGGCCUAGAUGAUUCUGGGUACCUUCAAGUCCAUCAGAAGGGCAGUGUGGUGGAGACGGUGCAUCCAGACGGCAACUCCUUCGACAUGAUGAAAAACCUCAUCCUUCCCAAAAAGCAUUAG